CUUUGAUCUCUAUAUAAAGAGAGUAGUAGGGUUAGUUGAUUAUUGCAGGACUGAAGAAGUGAGGGCAAGAACUUUGCAGCAUACCAGCAUGAGCAUGAAGCUCUUCCAGCUCUUCUCCCUACUCCCAUUCUUCCUCUACUUCUACACAAUAGAAGCAGCCGUUGGCCCAUUGCAACUGACACACCCACUGGACCCCUUAACUCAGCAAGAAAUCACCCUCGUCAAAACCAUAGUCCUAAAAAAGUACCCCAAGCCAGCCAACCGCGUCUUCUUCCACUACGUCGGCCUCGACGAUCCUGACAAGGCCGCCGUCCUCAAAUGGCUCUCCUCCGGCGCCCGGACGCCGCGCAACGCCUUUUCCAUCGCCCUCAUCAAUGGCCAAAUCCACGAGCUCACCGUCAACCUUCUCUCCCCGCGAAACGUUGUCUUGGACAAAAUCCACACAGGGAACGGGUUCCCCACCUUAACGGAGGAGGAACAAACCGAAGCCCUAGAGCUUCUUCCCAAGUACGGUCCCUUUCUUGAGUCCUUGAAGAAGAGGGGCUUCAACGUGUCGCAGGUGGCUUGCACCACCUUCUCCGUUGGGUGGUUUGGGGAGACCAAGAGCACAAGGACUGUGAAAAUGGAGUGCUUUUUGCAGGAUGGGAGCCCCAACAUCUACGUGAGGCCAAUCAGUGGGAUAACCAUUGUCGCUGAUCUUGAAACAAUGAAGAUUGUUGAGUACCAUGAUGAGCUUAUUACGACUGUUCCUAAGGCGGAGAACACCGAAUACCGGGCUUCGCAUUUGAAGCCUCCCUUCGGUCCCAAGCUUCAUUCUUGGUCCUCCCGUCAACCGGAUGGACCAGGCUACACUCUCGAUGGACACAGUAUCAGCUGGGCCAAUUGGAAGUUCCACAUAGGUUUUGAUGAACGAGCUGGUGCGGUAAUUUCAACUGCAUCAAUUUACGACCCUGAGCUGCAUAAAUCACGUUCAGUACUAUACAGAGGGUACAUUUCUGAACUAUUCGUGCCAUAUCAAGACCCAACUGAGGAAUGGUACUACAAGACUUUCUUUGAUGCUGGUGAAUUUGCAUUCGGUAAAUCUAUGGUUUCUUUGGUGCCUUUGGAAGAUUGUCCACCACACGCACAGUUCCUAGAUGCAUAUUUUGCUGCAACUGAUGGUAGCCCACAACACUUGGAGAAUGCAAUUUGUGUGUUUGAACAAUACGGUGGUAUCAGUUGGCGUCACACUGAAACAGGCCUUGAUGAGAUAUUUACAGAAGUCAGAACAGAUGUGAGUCUAAUUGUUAGAUCAAUUGUUACCGUCGGCAACUACGACAAUAUAGUAGAUUGGGAGUUCAAGACAAGUGGUUCAAUCAAGCCCUCGAUAUCACUAUCAGGCAUUUUGGAAGUUAAGCCAGUGGACAUUACUCACACAGACCAAAUAAAGGAAGACCAACAUGGCACAUUGGUCUCAGCAAACAGCAUUGGUGUUUACCAUGACCAUUUCUACAUAUUCCAUCUUGAUUUUGACAUUGAUGGUGUGGAAAAUUCCUUUGUGAAGACCAGUCUCAAGACUCUACAAGUCACAGACAACAGUUCCAAGAGAAAGAGCUAUUGGACAACUAGUAAUGAAGUUGUUAAGACUGAAUCUGAUGCAAAGACAAAACUAGGGUUCAGUCCAGCUGAGAUAGUAAUUGUGAACCCUAAUAAGAAGACUUCCACUGGAAAUGAAGUAGGGUACCGUUUGGUUUCAAAUGCAGCGGUUCAUCCUCUUCUCACAGAUGAUGAUUACCCUCAAACACGUGGUGCUUUCACCAGUUACAAUGUUUGGGUUACACCUUACAACAAGACUGAGAAAUGGGCUGGUGGACUUUAUGUUGAUCAGAGCCGUGGAGAUGAUACUUUGGCUGUUUGGACUAAGCAGAAUAGGGGGAUUGAGAACAAGGAUAUUGUGAUGUGGUACGUGGUGGGAAUCCACCAUGUUCCGUGCCAGGAAGAUUUUCCAAUAAUGCCCUUGUUGAGCACCGGAUUUGAAUUGAGGCCAACUAAUUUCUUUGAGAGAAAUCCAGUCCUUAAGACCCUUUCUCCUGGCAUUGUUAAAUUUCCAGGUUGUGAGAAACCCUAGAUUUGCUUUUGAGCUUUGUCACUUUAAGUACAAUAUUGUUGAUCGAUAGAUCCGGAGAAACAUUAUCUUUUUACUAAUAUCGGUCAUAUGUGCUAAGGUGAGAAAAUAAUAAUUUUGAAUAAUGAUUCCUCUA
Messenger RNA from Glycine soja, 2240 nucleotides. RefSeq names its product primary amine oxidase-like. Bases 89 to 2107 code for a protein of 672 amino acids. The transcript is spliced from 5 exons. The record is from RefSeq and is a predicted model, not a curated record. NCBI's taxonomy places the organism in Eukaryota, Viridiplantae, Streptophyta, Magnoliopsida, Fabales, Fabaceae. Gene Ontology annotation, molecular function: primary methylamine oxidase activity; copper ion binding; quinone binding. Gene Ontology annotation, biological process: amine metabolic process.